Messenger RNA from Eurytemora carolleeae, 1483 nucleotides. Its product is annotated as arginase-2, mitochondrial. The transcript has 12 exons. The record is from RefSeq and is a predicted model, not a curated record. Lineage: Eukaryota; Metazoa; Arthropoda; Copepoda; Calanoida; Temoridae. Bases 127 to 1110 code for a protein of 327 amino acids. Gene Ontology annotation, molecular function: manganese ion binding; arginase activity. Gene Ontology annotation, cellular component: nucleus; cytosol; cytoplasm.
UUACGUUCAACCCGUCUCAGAAGCAAGUGCAAUAGCUCGACCUGAAUUUAUCGAGGUACGUGGUUCAGUUUUACGGUGGUCUCUCCACAGUUUCAGGGACCAGGGUACUCUUUACAUCAGCUCAAGAUGUCAAUCUUAUCCCGGAAACUUUUCUAUUCAGGGACAGUUUUUAUCAAUGGAUGCAGAGUUACAAGAAUUCAACCUAAAUCUACCUAUAGUCGAGUUGGAAUCCUCGGAGCAUGCUUCGACCAGGGUCAACCUCACCAGGGGGUUGGAGAAGCACCAAAUCUAAUCAGAGAGGCCGGAUUGAUCUCAAAAUUAAAGGAAAAAGGAUUUGAGGUUAUUGACCAUGGAGAUAUUUCUAGACCCAGGGUAGACGGCAAAAGAAAGCAGAAGGAUGUUCUUGAUUUCAAUCGCGUGGUUUCGGAGAAGGUUGAGAAGAUACUGGGACAGGAUUCAUUCUGUCUUACUUUAGGCGGUGAUCAUUCAAUCGGUCUGGGUACAGUAGCUGGACAUCUUGCAGCUGACCCUGAAGCGGUUGUUCUUUGGGUAGAUGCUCAUGCAGAUAUCAAUACAGUGUCCAGUUCAAAUACUGGGAACAUGCAUGGAAUGCCUGUUAGCUUUAACAUUAAAGAACUACAAAAAGAGAACUCAAAAAAACUGGAGGGAUUGGAAUGGUUAAAUCCCAGUCUUUCUCCGUCCAGGCUAGCGUAUAUAGGUUUACGUGAUGUGGAGGGGGUGGAGUGGUCCUAUAUCCAAAAGUUUAGUAUUCCUUGCUUCCCUAUGCAAGCUAUAGACAGGAUAGGGAUAGUCAAUGCUGUAGAAUCUGCUCUUAAUAUAGUGGAUCCACUCAAGAAAAGAAAAAUUCAUAUGAGCUUUGAUAUUGAUGUUUUGGAUCCAGCAGAAGCUCCUGCAACAGGUACCAAAGUCCGUGGAGGUCUAACUCUGAGAGAAGCUUUGACCCUUUGUGAGAUAGUUCAUGACACUGGUCGAUUGACUGGCCUGGACUUGGUGGAAGUCAACCCGGAGCUCGCUACAUGCAAGCAGGAUUUAGACAAAACAAUGGAGGCUGCUUUAGAGGUCAUUUUGGCAGCUCUUGGCAAACCCUGAUUCUUAUAACAUCCACAAUUAUCAAAGAACUUUUCACAAAAUGCAAAAAUCAAUUGUUUCUGAGGACCUAAUCAUUUGGUUUUCUAAAUCUUCUUGUGCAACUAUUAUCAAAGAUGAAUUAUACUCUAGCUUACUAUGAGAAACUUGUGAGCUAAUCAAACAUCAAAUUUUGUGUGUUAUUUUCAAGUUUAUAGAGAACAGUAAAAAAUGAAUCGCAUACAUAAGAUAUGGAUUAUGUAAAAAAGGAAUACAUAAACUAAUCAUAUAUUAACAAUUUGGGCGGGCUUGUCAUAAAUCCUCUAAUUUAAUAGCUGUGACAUAUUAAAAAAAAUCUUUAUUUUAUAAUAAUCUUUAAAAUAAAUCUCAUCGCUCA